Homalodisca vitripennis (glassy-winged sharpshooter) is the source of this 1293-nucleotide messenger RNA. RefSeq names its product 1-phosphatidylinositol phosphodiesterase-like. The record is from RefSeq and is a predicted model, not a curated record. Bases 166 to 1209 code for a protein of 347 amino acids. The transcript is spliced from 2 exons. NCBI's taxonomy places the organism in Eukaryota, Metazoa, Arthropoda, Insecta, Hemiptera, Cicadellidae. Gene Ontology annotation, biological process: lipid metabolic process. Gene Ontology annotation, molecular function: phosphoric diester hydrolase activity.
AUAAUUUCACUUCAUUAGCCUAGAUCUAUUCGACGUCUACUUACGAGCAUUCUUAUUUUAUUUUCUUCACCGUUUUACCUUCGUUCUAACACUAGCACAUUUCCUUCGUUAUACAUAAAGUGAUUCAGCUUGUAGCAGAAAUCUACAAAUCACAAUCCAGACAAGAUGAUCUUGAAUUUUCAAAGCAUCAUCGUUUGUAGCGGCAUCAUCCUUGUAUCAGUCUUGAUACGUAGCGAUGCUCAUCAACAUGGUUCUUACAUGCGAAACGCAGACGAUGGUUUCAACUACAGAACAAAUUGGAUGAGCAACAUCCAGAAUCAUGUUCGACUAAGUGAACUGGCCAUUCCUGGUACACACGACAGCUCUACUUUCAAAGGAUACGGCGGUGACUCGGCGACAACUCAAGUUCUAAGUUUCGACCAACAGCUGAACUACGGAAUAAGAUUCUUCGACAUCAGAGUGAGACAUUACGCAAACGCAUUUGCGUUACACCACGCUUUUGUCUAUUUACAUGUAAAUUUCGAUGACUUUUUAGAUAGUGUCAGUAAUUUCCUCAGGAGCAAUCCAUCGGAAACAGUGCUCUUCAGAUUGAAGGAAGAAUAUGAUUCGGAAGGCAAUUCAAGAAGCAUUGCUGAAACACUGCAAUGGUACUUGUACAAGCACCAGGGCACUUACUUGAAGACCAACAACAGGGACAUCAAUUUGGGAAGUGCCCGAGGGAAGUUCAUCAUACUAUCGGAUAAUUACCAGUUUGAUUCAUUUGGAUUACAGUAUGGCCAAUCUAACAUACAAGACAACUAUAAUUUAGGGACCAACUGGGACUUGUACAGCAAGUGGGAGAGUGUAAAGAACCAGUUAGAAAACGCCAAGAACGGAGAUCCUAAUACUUUUUACAUAAAUUACCUGUCCGGAUCUGGGGGUUCUUUUCCGUACUUUGUAGCCAGUGGCCACUCUUCCCCAGGGACAUCUGCUCCCCGGUUGGCCACAGGAAUGACCACUCCUGGAUGGAGCAAUUCUUCCCCAGAUUUCCCUAGGAUUGACUGUUUCAUAGGAAUCUGCACAAUUGCAUUUGAAGGUACAAAUACACUGACUUAUGAUAAAAUUCGUGAAUAUAACGAAAACCGUGGAGGUAGCCGGAGGACUGUCGGAAUCAUUGUUGCAGAUUUUCCUGGCGAUUCGCUGAUAGACGUCAUCAUACGUAACAAUUGAGGUGGAUAACAAACUUAUAUACUUGUUUUGUGAAGAGAUUGUUUAAUUUCAAGAACUCUGAAUAUUAACAUGCAUACCAUUGUC